Messenger RNA from Pongo pygmaeus (Bornean orangutan), 3226 nucleotides. It is a transcript of the gene IQCE, whose product is annotated as IQ motif containing E. NCBI's taxonomy places the organism in Eukaryota, Metazoa, Chordata, Mammalia, Primates, Hominidae. Gene Ontology annotation, molecular function: protein binding. The transcript has 23 exons. The record is from RefSeq and is a predicted model, not a curated record. The coding region runs from base 524 to 2497 and encodes 657 amino acids.
GCGCAUGGUCGCCGCAGGGGGAACACAGGUCGCUUACCCGGCUCGGCGGGUAGGCUGCCUGGUUGCCAUGGCAGCGGGGUCGCGGGCCGGCGCCCGGGAAGGCCCCGAGGCUGCGGGCGGCCAGGGCUGCCCGCGGAUCCCCUGACCCGGACGCCCGAGCCUGCAGCCCUGAGGGGCGGCCGGGCAGCGCCCCCACCAUGUUCCUGGGCACCGGGGAGCCGGCCUCGGAGACGGGAGAUGACAGUCUGUCUGCAGUCACCUUUGACUCUGACGUGGAGACGACGCAGAUCUAGCAAAACUGCAGCCAGCAGAACGAACCCGGCGCCAGCAGAUCUCGAUUCCACGUUUGCUCUGUGGACUCAAGGGGGAGCCUCAGCUCCACUGUCUCCCUCCAGGGACCUCUGUCCGCAAAAAAGCAAAAAGGAAAGCUUUCCACAAACCUCCACCCACAUCGCCAAAGUCACCUUAUCUCUCUAAGCCGAGAAAAGUGGCCUCCUGGAGGUCCCUCAGGACGGCAGGGAGCAUGCCUCUGGGCGGCCGAGCAUCCCUGACCCCGCAGAAGCUGUGGCUGGGAACUGCAAAGCCAGGAAGUCUGACCCAGGCCCUGAACUCACCCCUCACCUGGGAGCACGCGUGGACCGGCGUCCCCAGCGGCACUCCCGACUGUCUGACAGACGCCUUCAGAGUGAAGAGGCCACAUCUCAGGCGCUCUGCCAGCAACGGUCAUGUCCCUGGGACUCCUGUCUACAGAGAAAAAGAAGAUAUGUAUGAUGAGAUUAUUGAGUUAAAGAAGUCAUUGCACGUGCAGAAGAGCGACGUGGACCUGAUGAGAACGAAGCUCCGGCGCCUGGAGGAGGAAAACAGCAGGAAGGACCGGCAGAUAGAGCAGCUCCUGGAUCCCAGCCGCGGCACGGAUUUUGUUCGGACUCUGGCAGAGAAAAGGCCCGAUGCCAGCUGGGUCAUUAACGGGCUGAAGCAGAGGAUCCUGAAGCUGGAACAGCAGUGCAAGGAGAAGGACGGCACCAUCAGCAAACUCCAGAGCGAUAUGAAGACUACCAACUUGGAAGAGAUGCGGAUCGCCAUGGAGACGUACUACGAGGAGGUGCAUCGUCUUCAGACCCUCUUGGCAAGUUCUGAAACCACUGGAAAGAAGCCCCUGGGGGAGAAGAAGAUGGGCGCCAAAAGGCAGAAGAAGAUGGGCAGUGCCCUCCUGAGCUUGUCCCGGAGUGUCCAGGAGCUCACGGAGGAGAACCAGAGCCUGAAGGAGGACCUGGACCGUGUGCUGAGCACCUCCCCAACCAUCUCCAAGACACAGGGUUAUGUGGAGUGGAGCAAGCCCCGGCUGCUGAGGCGCAUUGUGGAGCUGGAGAAGAAACUAAGUAUGAUGGAGAGCUCAAAAUCACAUGCCGCAGAGCCAGUCAGAUCACACCCGCCAGCCUGCCCUGCAUCCAGCUCUGUGCUGCACAGACAGCCAAGAGGUGACCGCAACAAGGACCAUGAGCAUCUCCGAGGGGCCUUGAGAGACCUGAAGGAAGAGCGGACCGCCCUGCAGGAGCAGCUGCUGCAGAGAGAUUUGGAGGUGAAGCAGCUCCUGCAGGCGAAGGCCGACCUGGAGAAGGAGCUGGAGCGCGCGAGGGAGGGCGAGGAGGAGAGGAGAGAGCGAGAGGAGAUUUUGAGAGAGGAGAUUCAGACGCUCAUCAGCAAGCUCCAAGAAUUGCAAGAAAUGAAGAAAGAAGAGAAAGAGGAUUGCCCGGAAGUUCCUCAUAAGGCCCAAGAGCUCCCAGCUCCCACUCCCAGCCGCAGGCACUGCGAGCAAGACUGGCCGCCGGAUUCCAGCGAGGAGGGGCUCCUGCGGCCACGCUCCCCCUGCUCUGAUGGGAGAAGAGACGCCGCGGCCAGAGUCCUGCAGGCCCAGUGGAAGGUGUACAAGCACAAGAAAAAAAAGGCUGUUCUGGAUGAGGCAGCUGUGGUGCUUCAGGCAGCUUUCAGGGGACAUCUGGCGCGGACAAAGCUCUUAGCAAGCAAAGCACAUGGCUCAGAGCCACCCAGCGUGCCAGGCCUCCCAGACCAGGGUGCCCUGGGGGUAGAGCGCCGGGAGCCGGCAGGGGGCUGCCAAACAGUCAUCUUCCCUGCUGUCCUUGCGCCCCAGAGCUCUCCCGUGCCCCGCGUUCCGAGCCCCAUCACCCAGGCCGAGGGCAGCCCUGUGCAGGAGGAGGCCAUCGUCAUCAUCCAGUCUGCUCUGCGGGCACACCUGGCCCGGGCCAGGCACAGCGCUACCGGUAAAAGAACCACCACCGCAGCUUCUACCAAGAGGAGAUCGGCUUCAGCCACACACGGGGACGCCUCCUCCCCACCCUUCCUCGCAGCUCUUCCUGACCCCUCUCCCUCAGGGCCACAGGCCAUGGCACCUCCACCUGGGGAUGAUGUCAACUCCGAUGAUUCCGACGAUAUUGUCAUUGCACCAUCUCUGCCCACGAAGAAGAACUUUCCAGUCUAGGUCCCCGUCACUGUCUCCAUGCCGUGAUAGCAGCGCUGCCAAGGACACAGGAGCCACGACGGGAAAGAUAAUUUAUCGUGUUAGGAGAAGAACGAUGAUACCUACUUAACACCUCAGCAUCUGCGUCGUGUCUCUUUGUGCUUUUGUUUGUGGAAGAAGACCCAAAUGCCUUUACUUUAUUCUCUGGAGAGGGCCAGCGGCUCGCAUCCCCCUCAUCUCCAGCUGCAGCUCGGAUGGUGGAUUUUCAGUGCAGACAGACACAUCUGCCGUGAACUCGCAGACGCCAGGGAGCCCUGUAGUGACACGUUCUCUGACAGCACCUUGCCGCCUGCCCAAGACCUUGACCGUGAGGAGCUGCUAUCCGCAGCCAGCACCAACACCAUGCCCCCUCUUCCUGGUGACACCCUCAACAACCAGGAUUUGCUCGAUCUCAGUAGGCCAGGCAGACACGCCCUGCUGUGCCUUAGGAAGGUGUGAGACCAGCUUCUCCCAUCCCCACAGCAAAACACGGCCUGUCCCAAGCCAGUGAGGAGCUAAAGACAUCCAGGUCCCCAAAUGAUCUUACUCCAUGCCCCACCCGCUCACACCAUCCUUUCCUGUCACCCUUGCUACCCCCUGAGGCACUGCCCUCCAGAGCUGCCCUUCUCAGGAAGGAGUUUGGUUGGAUUCUGUCACUGUGGAGACCAAGAUUUUUUAAAAUUCCCAAUUAUAAUCACAAAAGCAGCAUCA